GUAGGUCGAGCUUGGUUCAUUCUCAAAGCAAGCGCUACCUCAUCGGUCAUUACCGAAUUCCUGGAAUCGAAACAGCAAGAAACGGAUGCAAAUAGAUCAGUCGGUUUAUUCUCUUUCUUGAGAAAGAUAUUUUUUAUUUGAUGAAGGAUCCUUAAAACUUGGGUGUUUCAUUUUUUGUGGCACAAAUCUGUCGUGAAACAUUUAUACCUUCAGAUUAUUUCAUAAACAUGUAUAUAUUUUCCAUUCUCAUGCAUGCAUAUUUUUAUUUUGGGUAGCUGCGUCCUAUCGUGGACUUAGUGAGAAAAAUUUUAAUUUCUUGGUUGUUCAUCAGUAAAUGUUAGUGACUGGUAGAUCCAAACAAACAGUCAUAACUUUUCAGCUUAACCCUCAAUGUCAUCGUUAAAGGAUAAUACAUACUAUUUAUUUCAACUCCCAACUAUUCGACACUUAUUUAGUCGUAAAUGAGUAUAAAUGUUGGAUCGCUUCAUCGUCUUAGGGACAAUAGUCUUUUCCCAUGUAUUAUAGGAGUUACAAAGAAUGAAAUACUAUGGAAGAGUCAAAGUGGAUCAGAAUUCGGUACAGUAAUUAAACAGAUAAGUUUUAAAAACAUUAUUGGGACAACUUCCCUGUCAGAUGUCAAUGGCUUGAGGUGGCUCACUGACUUACCUGGGCCACUUCAGAAAAAGGAGGCUAGACAUUUAUAUGGAUUCACUAUCUGGAGUAUCACACAAGCAAAGAAGUACAGUUGGGGAGUCUGUUGCACUACGUUUUACUGUGUCUGCGACCAACAAGCAUCAGACUGGGUGGAAUUUUUGAAUAGCAGCGUGUGGAAAACGAAUCCUUUACGUCCGCGCAAUUUGUUGGUUUUCAUCAACCCUUUCAGUGGAACAAGGAAAUCACAACAGAUUUAUACUCACCAAGUUGCACCAUUAUUUUAUCUAGCCAAUAUUCAAACGAAAGUAAUUGUCACAACAUCUCGAGAUCAUGUGAGAGAUUAUCUUAUUGAAAACUCAUUGGAUUCUUAUGAUGGAGUAAUUUGUGUUGGUGGAGAUGGAUUUUUAACGGAAGCUGUUCAAGGUUUAUUGUUACGCGAAAGAUGCAAGUCCAGCCUUCCGUUAUUUUCAGGACAUAAACCUGGAGAAAUUGAAUUAAAAUCAACAAUACGACUUGGAGUUAUACCAGCAGGUUCAACAGAUGCUGCCUCAUAUUCUGUUCAUGGUACUAAUGAUGUUGUAACUGCGGCCCUUCACAUAAUUUUUGGUGAUGAUAUUAGCUUGGAUGUUGUCGCUGUGCAUGCGGAUGAUGAUGGGACAUUCAUUCGUUAUGUGCUAACAAUGUUAGGCUAUGGAUUUCAUGCUGACCUUUUGCGUAAUGAUGAUAAACGACGUUGGAUGGGUCCUCAAAGAUAUAACUAUUCCGGCUUCAAGACGUUUUUACAACAUGCAUCUUAUUAUGGUGAAAUAUCUUUUCUACCAUGUCCAGAUCCAAACAACCUAUCAUCUAACGGUAUUGUUUGUAACAGUGGAUGUUCUAUUUGUAAAUCAAAUAUUCAUCAUGAAACCGACAAUUCAUCAUUGUCGUCUAUUGACUAUUCACAGAAUAAAUUUAGGACAAAUCAAAAUGAAGCAGAAUUCGAUUUACAGUUGAAUUCAUCAGUACAGAAUAUUCAAGGCAGUAGUGAUUUAUCUAGUACAUUAUCUAGUACUGAAAGUGUAACUAAUUCACAAACCAUUAUUGAUCAGAAAUCAUUGGAUUCUGAUCUAGGUUUGAGUAUUUCAUCAAACACUAAUGUUCGUCAUUUGUGUACCGCUCAAUCACCUGAUUUAAUAUGUAAUAAAAAUUCCAGCGAAAAUUAUUUUAAUGCUGAUUCGUGCAAUAUUGUUUUGAAUGAACAAGAAAGUAUUUCUAACAUUAAAAUAAAACAAUCACAUGAUAAUCGAGCAUUGUCAAGUUGGAGUUCACGUAACUUAACAAAAAAUUGGCAUACUAUUUGUGGUACUUUUUUAGCAGUUAAUGCAUUUAUUCAAAGUUGUCGAUGUUCACGAGCUGUUUGUGGUCCUGCACCUUGGGCACAUUUAAGUGAUGGUUGUUUAGAUUUGGUUUUAGUGCAUAAAUGUUCAAAAGUUCAAUAUAUUCGUUAUCUUAUGAGUAUAGCAAAGAAUCGUCAUAUGACACCUGAAGAAAAUCCUUUUAAUUUUCCAUUUAUUAGUGUUAUGAAAGUAUGCGCUUUUCGAUUUGUUGCACAAACUCAAUCGACAUUAUCAGGAAAAUUCACUAAUCAUAAACAGAAUUGUUUAUGUUGUAAACCAAAUAAUUUACAAAUAAUUGACGAUGUUAAUGUAAAUAAUGAUGAUAAUAAUAAUUCAAUUAUUGACUCGUCUUCAUGUAUGAUGAAUUCUUAUCCUAUUGUAAAUCAAAAGAAAACAACGAUUUGGUGUUCUGAUGGCGAAUUAAUUCAAAAAUCUAGCAUAAUUUGCUUUGUUCAUCGUAAACUGAUACGAUUUUUUGGUCGUGGCCCAGAACAACACACUGAUUUAAAAGAUACAUUGGAUACAUCUGAUGAAAAACAAGAAUCCUAUAGGUUUUUAUUACAAUCCAUGAUGGAUGAUAUUUAUUCAAUUUACUAGUAUUUGUUGCAAUCAACUACAUCAUGUUUUUUUUUCUUUCUUUUAUAUAUAAUAAUCAUAAUAAUAUAUUUGUACACAUUGAAUUUCUAUUUUUCUUUUUUAUUUUCUUUCUUUCUAUUUUCAUAUUUUGUAAUUUUUAUCAUUUUUGUUUUCUGUCAAUUUGUUUUUGUUCUGUUUUACUCACAUAUCACUUUGAAUUGAAUUCAAUGCAUCAUGUGAUCAGUAAUUUUUUUUCUAUUGAAGUACAGUCUAUUCCUCUAAUUUUGUUUUUGUUUGCUGUUAUAUCUCGUCUGAAUUCUUUGAUACUGUUUUUUUUUUCAUAUUCCUCAGGUUCCAUAUGGUUUCUACCACUGAUGACGAUAUAACUGUUUUGAUUCUGCUCACUUAGAAACUGUCAGUCAUUAAUACCUUUUUUUUAUUGGAUAUGACUAAAGUGAUAUUAAAUUUUUGUUUGUAAUAAAUUUUCAUCUUUCAUACGCCUAGGUCGUGUCGUGUAUAUAUAUAUAUAUAUUUUCAGAAAAUAUUUAUUUCUUAAAACAAAGAGUUGAAAUCCAGUAAAAAAUAAAUAACCUUAAUCUGAUCCAAACUGUUACUUUGAAUUAAAACAUCAUUUCAAAUCUGCAAUAUUUUUUAAUUUUACGAGAAAAUCAAUGAUAUUUUUCCAUGUCUCCUGUUUUCAUUCAUUUAAUCAUCAGAAAGGAUUAUGUGAAAAUAAGGUGAUUGUCGCAAACGUCACAUUUAUCUGUGCAGUAAACGCCUUUGUUUAUUUGAAAACAAAUAAUUAACCACAGAAAAUAAAUUGUCAAAAUAACACUAUCGCAAUGCUUGUUUGAGUGUAUACUCACAGAAACAUCUGUAGCGCUUUCUUUGUAUAUAAAUCAAUGAUUAAGCAGUUUAUUUAAA
Molecule: messenger RNA, 3530 nt
Organism: Schistosoma turkestanicum
Lineage: Eukaryota; Metazoa; Platyhelminthes; Trematoda; Strigeidida; Schistosomatidae
Source: the annotation of a GenBank genome assembly